This is a messenger RNA of Endocarpon pusillum Z07020, 993 nucleotides long. RefSeq lists its product as uncharacterized. NCBI's taxonomy places the organism in Eukaryota, Fungi, Ascomycota, Eurotiomycetes, Verrucariales, Verrucariaceae. The coding region runs from base 1 to 993 and encodes 330 amino acids. Gene Ontology annotation, cellular component: endoplasmic reticulum membrane. Gene Ontology annotation, biological process: ceramide catabolic process; ceramide biosynthetic process. The record is from RefSeq and is a predicted model, not a curated record. The transcript has 4 exons.
AUGUCUUCCUGGCUUCCCUCCCUUCCCUACCCACCUCCGGACCAGAAAGGGUUUUGGGAGCCUGUCACGAGUACCAUCAAUUGGUGCGAAGAGGACUACUACGCCACAGUUUAUGCCGCUGAAAUAGUCAACACCUUGACCAACCUACUUUUUAUCUGGCUUGCAUACAAAGGACUUAUCAGCUGUUACAAACAUGGACAUGACAGCGUCUUUGCCGUUGCUUAUGCAGGCUAUCUCGCCGUGGGAUUCGGUAGCCUGUCGUUUCACGCCACGUUGAAAUAUCCCAUGCAACUUGUCGAUGAACUCUCUAUGAUCUACACCACGUGCCUCAUGGCUUAUGCCAGCUUCUCCUACUCGCGAAGCAGAGCGUUUCGAAUCGUUCUAGCUGUUUCCCUGGUUGGACUUUCAUUGUUUAUCACCCUGUACUACCACUAUCUCCAAGAUCCGGCAUUUCAUCAAAACGUGUAUGCUUUGCUCACCACAAUCAUCGUCUUCCGAACAAUUUUUACUAUGGAACGGACCCUACGACCAUCUCUACGACACUCCGAGGAAAAGCAUCGACAGGAGCGAAAAGAGAAGUCACGUGCUCUUCAUGAGAAGCAGGUGCAGGCCCGGUUGAAUGUUAGAGAUAAGGCAAUCUUGAAAGAUAUGUGGAUAUUGGUGGCGUUUGGAUUAACCAUGUUCUUGGGUGCGUUUGGGAUCUGGUCAUUAGAUAAUGUGUACUGUUCGAAACUCCGGAGUAUGCGCAGGAGAAUUGGCUUACCCUGGGGUGUGCUGUUAGAAGGGCAUGGCUGGUGGCACCUCAUGACGGCAUUGGGAGCAUACUGCUAUAUCGUUUGGGGCAUAUGGUUGCGGCACUGCUUGAAUGACAGACAAGAUGAGUAUGAGUUUGUAUGGCCACGACUUUAUAGCCUGCCAGAGGUCGUCCAGUCUAAGGCUGGUAAGUCCAGCAAUAUUUCGUUGGAGAACGGAUUUGCGAAGAAAACACGAUAG